GAUGGAUACAAAAGGCAAGCAACAAGAAGCGUAGCUGUAAUACAGGGGAAAUCUUUAAGAGAAUCCACGAUCUAGCCAGGUUGCGGUUGUGUAUAUAUCUUGAGAAGGAAGAAAAAUGUAUAAGCUCGACCUUCCUGUAGAUAUGAAGGAAAGCGCUGCCAUAGAGAGGCGACGGAAUCGAGAGUUGCAGCGCCAAAGUAGGAUAUUCAACGCCCGUGUUCGAACCAUUGGGAUUGACUUGAAUGCGCUUAACGAGCAAGUGCAAGAUCGUACACGACGCGAAGUUGAAGAGGAGAGGCGACAUAAUGCGUUUGCUGCUGACAUGACAAGAAAUGAUAAAAUCACCAUCUUACUUCAGAAGCGUCAGGAACAUGAUAUGCGGGAGUUGAAUAAGGCUGUGAAUGAAUUCCGUCAAUCUCACCAGCAGCCAGAUGGUAGACGUGAAUUUGACUUGAAUGAUCCUGAUAGUUUGAAGAAAGAUAAACCUGCCAGGGUAUCAGAUGAUGACCCUCGUUGUGGAGUGGCAUCACUUCAGAAGUUUGUCGGGGAAGAUUUGAAUGGCAAGGCACGUGGAAAGUUACAGCAAGAACAGGCACGGGAAUGGAUCAAACAACAGACAAAUGAGAAAGAUCAAGCUUUUGCAAAUCAGAAGUAUGCAGACCAUCUUUAUGAUUUAAAGGCAAGAGAAAUGGACCAAAGAGCUUGUGAACUUGCCAGUGCUGAAGCAGAUUGCAGGCGCGCAAUAAAUAUGGCAACUAAAGACAUGAAUCAAGCUUUGGCCAGAGAAAGGAAGGCAAAAGAAGAUGCAGAGAAACAGCAGGAACAAGAUGACAACUUCACUGAAAUCUCUAACUCUUUGUUUGGCGACAUGCUUACAGAAAAUCCUGAUGUGGCCCAGAGUGCCUUUGGACCUCAUAGGGUGAUCGCUGAUCGCUGGAAGGGAAUGACUCCAGCUCAACUGGCAGAGAUAAGACGCAUUCGACAAGCACAGAUGGAGGAGAAGGAGAGACUGAAACAAGAGGAAGAAGAGCAGGAGAAGGAAUACAGUAGAUUGAGGUUAACACAGGCCAAGGCAGGAAUAAUAGCAGAACGUGCAAUUGAAAGAAAGAAAAAAGAGAUUGAAAAGGACCAGGCAGAUGAGAACAGAAGACUGGCAGCUGAACAGAGAGCCAAAAUGGAUUAUCUUGACAGCGAAGUCUACACCAAUCCCCCUACAGCAGCUUACUUUAUGCAGUUUAACACGACAAGUAGAUGAGGAACUCUCAAUAUUUUAUGAAAAGCUGUAACAGUUGUGAUAAUGCAUAAAAUUAUAAGGGAAACAUGCAAUUAUUUUUGACAACUUUGUCAGCUCCACAAAAUAGAAAUGUUAAAGAGUUUUAUACAGUUGUCACAAUUUUAUUGACAUUUCAAUUGUACUAUUAUAAUAUUUCUUUCUAACCUGUCUUGGUUGUAAUGUACAUUUAGUUUCUAGUAUGUUCAAGGCAUUUAAUAAAGAGUCUCUAAAGACUUAUGACACCAAUAAAAACAUGUGAUUGUCCACCACUUGUUUAACAUUUUACUCCCCAACAUCAGUAUGCAUAAUUAUUCUCCAUACAUUUUGUAGUGACAAGGUUAUGACAAAGAGAACUUGGUUAACAAUCAAGAGCUUCUUUAGUUGGUGAUUAUUUCCUUUAUUCUCAUGACUUUAAUGUUUGAUUCAAAGCUGGUAUUGUGAGGAGAAAUUAUGUGCUAGUCACUCUUGAGUGACUUUUUGAUGAACUUGUAGAUUCUCCUUGCACUUUGGCAGGUAGUCUUUUGUGAAAGAGAGAGAAGCAGAGAGUGCAUCAAAAGCCUUCAGAGGCAUUUCUCUGCACAUUCCUUUAACCCUUUGAGCCCUUAUAAGACACACCUAAUUUCACCUUACAAUAAUUAUCACCCCUGAAUCACACAUUAAGCUGGGGUGUCAUUAAGGGCCAGGCAUAGGGCCAAUUGACUGGCUGAGGACACAUUUGCCCACCUGGUUUGACCAUCAAGAGGAAGUCUGAAAACCUUAAUAAAAUCCCUGAUUGAGGUCAUUAUAGAAUGAAUCUAAAGUAAUCACCAACUAAAGAACCUCUGACUCGUAUACUUCUCUGAACUAUAAUUUUGAUGAAUUUCAUGUCAGCUUUAUUCAUUAAUUUUUUCAACUCACUUCGGAUUUCUGAAAUUUGACUUCUAUAAUCUUGAAACAAAGAAAAAUUUACAGUAACAACAGGCUACCAUUUAAUUCUGAGAUUUCUUCUAAACUAUACCAGCUUCACUAAACUCUUUAUAUGUACAUCAUUUCUUAAAUAUAUUCAGUUAGAAAAAAAUAAUGAGAAAUAAAACCUGGAUUGCAUUUUAAUUAAAAAUUCUGACUCCUGAAUUUUCUCUAGAAAUGUCCAGAGAGUACAUUAAUACUAUUUAUUUGACUAGAAUGAGGCUUAAAAAUAUACUGGUGAGACAAUAACAUUUUUAUUCAUAUUUACAUCAAACUUAUUGUUAAGUGUUGGAAAAAAAAA
This is a messenger RNA of Stylophora pistillata, 2519 nucleotides long. RefSeq names its product RIB43A-like with coiled-coils protein 2. NCBI's taxonomy places the organism in Eukaryota, Metazoa, Cnidaria, Anthozoa, Scleractinia, Pocilloporidae. The record is from RefSeq and is a predicted model, not a curated record.